Messenger RNA from Microtus ochrogaster (prairie vole), 4221 nucleotides. It is a transcript of the gene Nkap, whose product is annotated as NFKB activating protein. Gene Ontology annotation, molecular function: chromatin binding. The record is from RefSeq and is a predicted model, not a curated record. Gene Ontology annotation, cellular component: nucleus. Lineage: Eukaryota; Metazoa; Chordata; Mammalia; Rodentia; Cricetidae. Gene Ontology annotation, biological process: negative regulation of DNA-templated transcription.
CGGAACUGUUUCCAAGGUUUUUUUUUUUUUCUUUUUUUUUUUUUCUGGUUUGCUAAAUGCUGCCGGCUCUUGGACGCUUAGCAUCUUAGACCCUUUGGGGGCCGUGAGAGCGCCCCCUUGUCCCGCCCCUUGGCGGGUUCAGCUUCCACCACCAUGGCUCCUGUGUCGGGCUCGCGUAGCCCUGAACGGGAGGCCUCCGGGGGAAAACGGCGCAGUUCGUCGAGGAGCCCUAAGCCCAGCAAGUCUUCCCGCUCCCCGCGGGGUCGCCGCUCUCGCUCGCGCUCUUGUUCUCGGCUCUGUGACCGGAAUGGUCUGAGCCAUUCGCUGAGCGGCUUCAGCCAAAGCUCUCGAAACCAGUCUUACCGCUCCCGCUCUCGAUCGCGUUCUCGAGAGCGGCCCUCUGCGCAGCGGAGUGCCCCCUUUGCUUCUGCAUCCUCGUCUGCCUAUUAUGGCGGCUACUCGCGCCCCUACGGGGGCGACAAGCCCUGGCCAAGCCUGCUGGACAAGGAGAGGGAGGAGAGUCUGCGGCAGAAGAGAUUAAGUGAAAGAGAGCGAAUUGGAGAAUUGGGAGCUCCUGAAGUUUGGGGACUUUCUCCAAAGAAUCCUGAACCAGACUCUGAUGAACAUACACCAGUAGAGGAUGAAGAGCCAAAGAAAAGCACUACUUCAGCAUCUAGUUCAGAAGAUGAAAAGAAGAAAAGGAAAUCCAGUCAUUCAAAAGAAAGAUCCAAGAAAAAGAGAAAGAAAAAGUCAUCUAAAAGAAAACAUAAGAAAUAUUCUGAAGAUAGUGACAGUGACUCUGAAUCCGAAACAGACUCCAGUGAUGAAGAUACAAAAAGAAGAGCAAAGAAAGCUAAGAAAAAAGAAAAAAAGAGAAAACGGAGGACGAAGAAAUCUAAGAAAAAGAAGUCUAAGAAGAACAGAAAAGACUCCAGUGAUUCAAGCUCCAAAGAGUCCCAAGAAGAAUUUCUAGAGAAUCCUUGGAAGGAUCGAUCAAAGGCAGAAGAACCAUCAGAUCUCAUUGGCCCAGAGGCUCCCAAAACACUUGCUUCCCAAGAUGAUAAGCCUUUGAACUAUGGCCACGCUCUGUUACCUGGUGAGGGUGCAGCUAUGGCUGAAUACGUGAAAGCUGGAAAGCGAAUCCCACGAAGAGGAGAAAUUGGCUUGACGAGUGAAGAGAUCGCAUCAUUUGAAUGUUCGGGUUACGUAAUGAGUGGUAGCAGGCAUCGUCGAAUGGAGGCCGUGCGACUGCGGAAAGAGAACCAGAUCUAUAGUGCAGACGAGAAGAGAGCCCUUGCAUCCUUUAACCAGGAAGAAAGACGGAAGCGGGAGAACAAGAUUCUGGCCAGCUUUCGGGAGAUGGUGUACAGGAAGACCAAAGGGAAGGAUGACAAGUGAGGACUUUCCCACUGUACAAGUGGACAUUUCUAACAUCACAAAGGAAAUUGUGGGUUCUAGGCAUAAAAAGGUUAUUGUUUUGUUUGUUUUGGGGGUUACUUUUUGAUGUGUGGUUUCAAGCAGUUCAGGUUGGCCUCGGGCUUUGUGGCCAAGGAUGACUCUGAGCUCUUGGUCUCCUGCCUCUACCUUCCAAGUGUUGAGAUUCCAGAUGUAUGCCACUAUGCCCAGCCAAAAAGGCUACUGCGCUCUGGAAUGGUUUUUCAGUGCUUCCGUGCCUUCUGAAUCCUUCAGUCCUUCAAUAAAAGAUGUUUGUUGAUACAUUUAGUAAGUUAUUUUGGGCUUUUUAAGGUUGACCCUAACUUUCUGGUUUGAAAGUCCAAAUUUUGAGUGAAAUCAUGCAAUGUUAGAAAGGUGUCACAGAGAGAAAGUGGCAGCGGCAGCAGAAGUUUAAAUCUUACGUUGUGAUUUGGUGUGAAUAUUUUUAGCUCCAUACAGUGUCUGCCCCUGCCCCAGCAGAACUUGGAAAUGGCAUAUCUCUAUCUUGAAUGUGUCACAAAUGGGCUGUUAACAAAAUGAAUGACAGUGUUGCUGUAAAAAGCAAUUGUGGAAUUUGAAAACUGACUGUUUCUACAGUCUGCCCUAGAAAUGUAUUUUGGGCUAAGUCUACCUCUGCUCUAAAAGCAAGCAAACCAAAAGGCUAACUCACAGAUGUGUGGAAUAGAAAAUGUGAGCAUUAGAUGUUUUAAGUUGUUAAUGAAUUACUUAAGAUAGUUCUUUCAGCUGCCAGGGUGUAGCUCAGAGUUAGAAAAUGUGGUUAUCAUGCAUGCGAUCCUGAGCUACAUCCCCAGCAGUGCAAAAAGAAAAAAUUUCAAAUGCAGUCUUGGGAAGUCUAUUGUUGUGCCGGUAUAAAAAUACUAUUUCUAGCUAAGCUGAUAUUUAAUGAUAGGAUAAUAUCUAAAGGAAUGAACAUCAGGAGUGCUAAUGAGGGAAAAUAUAAUGUCAGUAUUUUAAUUAGCUGUUUCAUGAUAAUGAAAGUAAACUAUUAAAUGUUUUCAUUUGUGUUCUUUAUGUACUCAGAUUUUUUUUUUUUUGAGACAGAGUCUCACUGUGUAGCCCUGGAUAGCCUGGAAUUCCUAGAAUUCCGCCUGCCUCUGCUUUCCUGGUGCUAGAAUUAGAGGUGUGUGCCACUGCACCUGGCUAUCAGCUUUGAUUUUAAACAUUGUUAAACUCUUCAGCUUUUUUAUAUCAAUCAAUGUCUUUAAUCCCUAACUUUGUAGAAACCCUCCUUGCUUUAUCACUGCUCGAAAAGUUGAAUAUAUGUUCUUGGAAAAUGUGUUUUUAGCCCACAGCUGCUGAACUGGCUAGCAGUUAGCAUGUAGUAACAUCUGUGAUCUUUGAACUUGAAAUGAUUUCACUGUAUCUGUUCUUCUCAGUCUAGUAAGUCUGCAGUUUCCUAAAACUUCAUGGAAACUAGCUUCCAAAGUUUCAAGUCUUACUGUUUCCUACACCUCCUCAUGUCAUACAAUGUAAAGUUUAUAAUCCCUACUUUAAACUUUAUUCUGGAGGGGCAUUAGUUUUUGUUAACUGGCUCCUAGCGACUGGAUGAAUAUGUUUUCAUUUUUCUUAGGUAAUGUAGUUUAAAUGCAACAAUUUUAUGGUGUAUAAGUAUUAUGGGUUUUAUUUCGAUUCUUCUCUUGUAUAGAGUAGUCACAGUCAAUGAAAGAAAAGAUAGGAAUUUAUUUCAAAACCUACCAUUCCUUGAGUCAGUUCAUUUGGAUAAGAUCUGCAAAGACCAGCUUUAAUAGCAGAUCCUUUAAAAAAGUGGAAGGCUAAAAGUAUUUUAUUUUUAGCUUGAGUUAUUGCUUCAAACUGUGUUUUAUCACCUGAGCUCUAAGCCAGCCACUGUUUGCAAAGGCAAAUCUUCCUGGUUUACACACAUAUGCACACACACGCAUGCAUGCACACACACACACGUGCACACACACAUUUGUAAUUGAACAAACAUUGAGUUAGGACUUCUUUUUGCUACAUUCCCAGUGAACAAGAUGGUGGCUAGGGUUCUAGCUGUAUUGUUCAAGUUCUUUAGGCCCAUUUAAAAUAUAUGUAGAAUGAUUGAAAUUUAAAUACUUCAUUUUGUUCUCUAAAGAGACUUACUUAGUUUCUUACUUCUUCACCUGUUGUUCAUAGGGUUUUCUCUCCUUUUUAAAUUGUUGUACAAAGAUAAUAGUAAAAAAAUAGAAGACUUGCUCAGUCCUACCAUGUGUCUUGUUUGUUACAAGUAUUCUGUGUUCCUUGUAUGUCUUUGUCACUCAAAGUAUAGUGUAAAUUUGUCGUGGACAUUUUAAAAUUGUGUGACCAAGCUUAGGAGUCUCAUAGGGAAGGUAGGAAUACAUGAUGACCCAGUGUGAAGGUAGAAACAAGACCAGAAAGGAAUAAGGGUGCUAACCCCUCCCUAGUUCAUUGUACUAAUAAGCAUGUGAUGUGUUCUAGAAGCCAAAACAUUCAGUUUCAGAAUUUGGCAGUGAGGGUCACCUUACAGUAGAAGAGGUCUGUGAGUAGGCAAACCCUUCAUACUGUGUAGUAUGAGCUCAGAAGUGUUGCCGUUUUGUUACCCAGCAUACCCAUAAAAAUGUGUAUCAAGCCUGGAGGCAGGCACAGAGAAGGACCAAACAGCUAAGGGCCAAUGGGUGAACUUGAGAAUUGUUGGAAAUGCAACUCUGUGCUUGCCAGACUCCAAAAUCAUGAUAUAGUGUUGACAAAAACCUUUUCAAAAACAGAAAACAACUUAUUACAGAAUGGAUAACGAAUAAAAGCAAAAAUGCA